CGACCAUCGAUAACCGCCAACGCGAUCAACAUGGCGGAUCAGGAGAUGUCAGAGGUGCCAAUGGCUCUUCCGGAGCUCACAGAAGCUGACAUCGAAAGCAUUGCGUCUUUAACCGCUCACCUCGCUUCUUCACCCUACGACUAUCAAUCACAUUUGACCCACAUUUCCCUCCUCCGUCGCGGUGGACCAGCACUCGCCGACGAGCUCAAAAGCGCACGGGAGAGCCUGCAUGCGUACUUUCCUUUGACGGAACAGCAAUGGUUGGAAUGGUUAAGUGAUGCGAAGGCUACAAUGACAGUUGAAGAGGAGAAUGUGCAUGUGUUGGAGUUGUAUGAGAGGGCUGUGCAGGACUUUUUGUCGGUGCAGCUGUGGGAGGAGUAUAUGGACUUCGUGCAGGAGCGACAUUGGAAUUAUGUCAACGCGCCGGAGAACCAACUGGCGGAGCUGUUCUCUGAUGCUCUUGUUGCGAAGGUCUAUGAGGAUGCUGUUAGAGCUACGCAAUACCAUGUCGCUGCAUCAUCGCAAAUAUGGAAGCGUUAUAUUGAAUGGAAACAAGGGCAACUGGAGAGUAGCUUGAUGUCUGUCGCUGACGUGAGGAAGCUCUACCUUGACCGCCUCGCUAUCCCCCACCUCGACCUCGAAGGGACCUUCAGCAAUUACUCCUCCUUCGUCAGCAAAUACCUCGAAGCUGAUUACGAGGUCGAACUCGUGGCAGCUAAUACAAUCGUCGCUAAUACCCGGAGGCUGCUACAUGCACGAGAACCGUUCGAGACGAGUCUGAAGCAGUCCGGGAACUCGGCUGAGGCAUUCGCGGAAUAUAUCCACUUCGAGUUUACGAGGAGGGAGCAUGAGAUCCCGGAAUUGAGGAAGGCAUUGUAUGAGCGUACAAUGGCAGCACAUCCAUUCUCAGCGGGGAUCUGGGAUGAGUACGUUCUUUACCUGAUUGAAGUGGAAGGUUCGGUACAGGAGCUCGUGCCACUGCUGGAGAGAUCCGUCCGUACAUGCCCAUGGAGCGGAGACCUAUGGGGUCACUAUAUUCGGACACUCGAGCGUCUACAUGCUCCCGAAGAGGAAAUCGAGAAAAUCAAGGACAGAGCGUUCAGCACCGGAUUGCUAAAGUCUAGCUUGACGGAGACUAUCAAAGUUCACCAAGCCUGGAUCGGGUUCAUAAAGCGCGACUGCGAAGACUGGGCAAGCGACGAAGGCCUCGAAGUCUACAAAGAGAUCAAAGCCGCCUCAAAAGACACACUCCGCUCCUUCAAAGAAAAAGACCCCGCCCACACUCUCGACUACCUCGAAAUCUCCAUCAUAACCCUCCUCAACAAACCCGAAAAAGCCCGUGACCUAUUCUCCCUCAUCGCGCGUCGUGGAUCAUCUAAGCUCGCCUCCUUCUGGCUCCGAUAUGCUGACUGGGAACGCCGGCACGGCUCCUUACAACACGCAAGAGAGGUUUACAAAGGAGCGUGUCUGAGGCCGUUGGAUGACGUUGAGAGGGUGUUGGAGGCGUGGAUGACGCUUGAAGAGGAGGCUGGAGGGGUGGAAGAUUUGGAGAGGAAGGCAAAGGAGUAUGCGCAGUUUCAGGCUCAGGUGAGUGCUGGUGCACCUGUUGCUGUGGAAGCUGUCGGUACGCUCGUGGAGGAGGCUCCCGUGCUCCCGGCCGGCGCAGCGCAGGCUGCUGUUCCAAUCGACAACAAGCGUAAACUGGAGCAAGAGUCGUCAAAAGCGUCAGCUCCCGAACCAGCCCCCAAAAAGGCCAAGACCGACGAAACGCAACCGCAACGCGACCGCGAGCACCUCACUAUUCUCGUCCAAAACCUCCCCUCCGCCAUCACCGACACUCGCGUCCGCCAGUUCUUCCGCGAGUGCGGGACAGUGAAAUCCAUCCAACUUACCUCCACCUCCGACUCCAGCACCGCAUUCGUCGAGUUCGAAGCAAAGGAGGACGUACUCAUGGCCCUAACCCGUAAUGGAAGAGAAUUGGAGGGUAAGAGUAUCGAGAUCAAAGAAGCGUGUGGUACAACGUUAUGGAUAACCAACUUCCCUCCCCUCGCAGACGAGAAAUGGAUGCGGCAGACGUUUGGACAGUUCGGUGAGGUUGUCGAUGUUAGGUUUCCGAGUUUGACGGUGAAUCAGCAUCGGAGGUUUUGUUAUUUGCAGAUGAGUGGGCCUGGGGAGGCGCAUGCUGCGGUCGAGGCGUUGGAUGGGAAGGAGUUGGCUGAACUGGGUGAGGAGGGGAAGGGGAGGUUGGUUGUGAAGAUCUCGGAUCCGGGGAAGAAGGUGGGGAGGAGUGGGGCGAUGUACGAAGGACGGGAGAUCUACGUCACGAACGUCGAUUUCGCCGCCGAUGAGUCCACGCUCAAGGAAUUCUUUGGCAAAUAUGGGACAGUGGAGCAGGUGCGGUUAAUGCCGACGAAGGUUCCGGGACGGCAUAGGGGUGCUGCAUUCGUGAUUUUUGGGGGGAGGGAGGAGGCGGAGAAGGCACUUGGGGCGGAUGGGGAGAAGUUGUUGACGAGAGUAUUGAAGGUUGAGAAGAGUGAGGCGGAUCCCCGCAAACGGGUCGCCAACGCGGCGCCUAAUCGAAUCACGGUGGAGAAGAAGGCGGCGAUGGUUGCGCAUGCGGAUAUGCCACCCCCACCGUCAAAGAGUGAGAUUAGGGGAAAGACGCUGGGUGUGAUGAACGUCGCACAAACCGUCAACGACGCCAAACUCCGCGCACUCUUCGAGCCAUUCGGAUCCCUCCGCCGAGUCAACCUCAUCCCCGAACAUGGUGGUGCGGUGGUGGAAUUCGACGCUGUCGCUGAUGCGGGGAAAGCUACGAUGGCACUCGAAGGUGCGGAAUUGAGUGGGAGACAUAUCAGGAUUGGGACGUAUGAGGAGUUGAUG
Saitoella complicata NRRL Y-17804 is the source of this 2883-nucleotide messenger RNA. RefSeq lists its product as uncharacterized. The transcript has 3 exons. The record is from RefSeq and is a predicted model, not a curated record. The annotation marks the transcript as partial. Gene Ontology annotation, biological process: RNA processing. Lineage: Eukaryota; Fungi; Ascomycota; Saitoellomycetes; Saitoellales; Saitoellaceae. Gene Ontology annotation, molecular function: RNA binding; protein binding.